AUGGCCCCUCACAAGGUCUUCACGCUUGAGGGCAAAGGCCUCAAGCUUGACACUGCUGAAGACAUUGAGUCUCACAUCAAGCCUCUUGUUGAAGACACCGACUAUACUGAAAUUCGGUUUGGCGGUAACACUCUGGGUGUGGGUGCUUCUGAGCGCCUUGCAACCGUCAUCGCAACCCAGAAGAGCCUGGAGAUCGCCGACCUCGCAGACAUCUUCACCUCUCGCCUUCUGUCCGAGAUUCCACCUGCCCUGAAGUCCCUCUUGGAUGCCAUCCUCGAAAUUCCCUCUGUCCACACGGUGAACCUGUCCGAUAACGCCUUCGGUUUGAACACUCAGGCACCCCUCGUCGAUUUCCUGUCGCGCCACACCCCACUCCGCCACCUGAUCCUCAACAACAAUGGAUUGGGACCUGCCGCCGGUACUCUGAUUGCCGAUGCGCUGAGCAAACUCGCCGAGCGCAAGGAGGAAGCCCGCAAGGAGGGCAAAGAUAUUGCUCUUUUGGAAAGCAUCGUUUGCGGACGGAACCGUCUGGAGAAUGGCAGUAUGGAGGCAUGGGCACGUGCCUACCAGAAGCAUGCCGCGGGCAUGAAAUCGGUUAAGAUGACCCAGAACGGCAUUCGCCAGGAGGGUAUUUCCCACCUUCUGAAGAAUGGUUUGCGCCACGCAAGCGCCUUGGAGGUUCUGGAUUUACAGGAUAACACAUUCACUGUUAUGGGCUCUACCGCUCUAGCCAGUGUCUUGGAGGGCUGGCCGGCUCUGAUCGAGCUGGGUGUGGGAGACUGUCUGCUCUCUGCCCGCGGUGGCGUAAAGGUCGCCCAGGCUCUGGCUGCCAACAAGAACCAGAAGGUCCAGACCCUGCGCCUGCAAUACAACGAAAUUAAGGCCGAUGGUGUCAAAGCCCUCACCCACGCCGCCAAGACCGCUCUCCCUAGCUUGCGCCGUGUUGAGCUGAAUGGAAAUAUCUUCUCCGAUGAGGAUCCCAACAUCACCGAACUGCGUGAGCUUCUGGAGGCUCGCCAAGAGGAGCACGGUACCGAUGAGGACCCCGAAGAUACCUGGGGUGUUGAUGAGCUGGAUGAGCUCGAGGAAGAGGGCUCCGAAGAGGAGGAAGAGGAAGAGGAAGAAGAGGAGGAGGAGGAGGAGGAAGAGGAGCGCAAGGCGGAGAAGGACCUCAAGGAUGCUGAUCGUGCCGAGGAGGAGAAGGUGGCCCAGAAGGCGGAUAAGGAUGUCGAUGAACUUGCUGACGUACUGGGCAAGACCGGUCUAUAG
This is a messenger RNA of Penicillium macrosclerotiorum, 1269 nucleotides long. Its product is annotated as GTPase-activating protein RNA1. Gene Ontology annotation, cellular component: perinuclear region of cytoplasm; cytosol; nucleus. Bases 1 to 1269 code for a protein of 422 amino acids. Gene Ontology annotation, biological process: nucleocytoplasmic transport; activation of GTPase activity. The transcript has a single exon. NCBI's taxonomy places the organism in Eukaryota, Fungi, Ascomycota, Eurotiomycetes, Eurotiales, Aspergillaceae. Gene Ontology annotation, molecular function: GTPase activator activity; small GTPase binding. The record is from RefSeq and is a predicted model, not a curated record.